AUGCUGCAGCUGAAUGACUCCGUGGAGCCCACCUGCCCGGAGCCCGCGGUGCUGCUGCCCUCACCCCGGCUCUCGGAGGAGGCUGCGGAGGUGGUGCUCACACCCCCGCAGUCGCACAGUUUCUCCGGAGCCUCGAUGUCCUGCUGCCCGCCGCUGCAGACCCUCCGGCCCUUCCACGUCCACAACCCGACCAUACAGGGCAAAGCCAAGGACUACUUCGUGUUCCGGCCAGGGACCAUCGAGCAGGCGGUGAGUGACAUCAGGAGCGUGGCUCUGCCCUCUGAGGAUGGAGACGUUCUGAGCGUGUGGCUGCUCUCCGAGGUCGACCACUGGAACAAUGACAAGGAGCGGCUGGUUCUCAUCACAGACCGGUCUCUGCUCAUCUGCAAAUAUGACUUCAUUAACCUCCUGUGUCAGCACGUGGUCCGCGUUGCCCUGAGCGCUGUGGACACAGUCUCAGUCGGAGAGUUCCAGUUCCCUCCAAAGUCUCUGAACAAGAGGGAGGGCUUUGGUGUGCGUGUGCAGUGGGACAAACGACCUCGCGCCUCCUUCCUGAAUCGCUGGAACCCUUGGAGCACAGACCUGCCCUACGCCACCUUCACUGAGCACCCCAUGUCCUGUGCCCACGAGACUGCGGCCUCACUCUGCCAGCUGGAAGACUUCCGGUCUCAGCUGGUGCAGGCAGUGAAGCGAGCCCACAGAGACAACCCCCUCCCCGGCCGGGCCAAUGGGGUCCUGGUCCUAGAGAGACCGCUGCUCAUCGAGACCUACGUGGGUCUGGUCUCCUUCAUCAACAACGAGGCCAAACUGGGAUACUCCAUGACCCGUGGGAAGAUCGGUUUCUAG
Knipowitschia caucasica is the source of this 846-nucleotide messenger RNA. The record is from the annotation of a GenBank genome assembly. Lineage: Eukaryota; Metazoa; Chordata; Actinopteri; Gobiiformes; Gobiidae.